This is a messenger RNA of Ectocarpus sp. CCAP 1310/34, 4524 nucleotides long. NCBI's taxonomy places the organism in Eukaryota, Phaeophyceae, Ectocarpales, Ectocarpaceae. The record is from the annotation of a GenBank genome assembly.
AUGCGCGGGCGGGGUGAGCUCCCCAAGGCGAGGUCCAUUCUUGUCAUGGACAACUUGCACGCUCAGACCACGGACGAGUUCAAGGAGUAUCUUGCGAAGCACUGCAACUCUCUCGCCUGGAAUGGCCCUUCGGAGUGCACCGACGGACGAGUCGGGAGGCAGAUGGACAUAUGGCUCGAGCAGUCGGACAACCUCGAGAGGUGGGAAACCGCGUCGCUGACAGCUUCUGAUCGGCGCGUCCUGAUCACUCAGUGGAUGGGAGCGGCCAUGGCAAGACUCGACAGCCAACAGGCGUANUCGGGCGAUGAUCGAAUCACCUUGGAAGGUUUGGACAAGCCGUAUAACUUCGCUAGCGAUGAAGACAGUAGCGACGACGAACAAGGUUCGGAGAACGGCAACGAUGAGCCUGAGGGCAGGACGGAGGAGGGCGAUGGAGGACGUGAGACGCUCAUGGAGGGCGUUGACUCCNACUUCGCUAGCGAUGAAGACAGUAGCGACGACGAACAAGGUUCGGAGAACGGCAACGAUGAGCCUGAGGGCAGGACGGAGGAGGGCGAUGGAGGACGUGAGACGCUCAUGGAGGGCGUUGACUCCAGCGAUGAAGACGACGGCGCUCUUCUGGACGACGACGACAGCAUGGACCCACAAGACCCGGAGGAUGAGAUACAGCGAAUGGAGAUCCCGGCAGCCUUUCGUAUUCAACAAGCUAAACCCGUUGCUCUUGACAGAUUGCUUUUGCGGCGUGGAGUGCUCGUUAGGCUGGGCAUAGGGUGGAUUGGAGGGCUGAUCAAUCAACAAUCUCAGAAGGACACUCGCCACCUAUACGACUACUACUGUGUGCAGCUGGAGCUAGACCAGAGUACGCGCAAGAUGAAGUUGCCCUUAGACAAAUUCAAAACUUUGGCUCCAAAGUUUGGACAACUUUGGAUCGAAACUUUGGACACCUCCAAGAUUCAUUUCAAACCUGCUGUGACGUGCAAGUGUUCAAAAAUACAAAAAUGCACGCCGUCCGUGCUGAGGAGCUGCACUCAACACCAAACCGCCCCCACAACACCCUACACAACGCGGAAAACACCAGCCAUGGCGACCAAUGCGGAGCCCACGAAAACCCACAGUGGUCGACAGACCAAACCCCCGGCGAAAUACAACAACAACGGGUCUCUCGGCGCCGCUGUAGGCGGCGGUGGGCUGGCGCCCACCGCGAGUCUCCUCCCUGGCUUCACCGCGUCUCGUUCGACCAGGGGGGUCGCUGUCGCCACCAACAACCAGAGCGAGGGCGGAGCUGUCAGCUCCGGUCGGGUGGCGCCCACCGUCCGUGCCUCGUCGGGCAAGGGAAAAGGCAAGGCGCUGGAGGGGGAGCAGCACCUCGAUGCUGAAGUGCAAGCCAUCAUGAUUGACUCCCGUUUUUGUUCCGACACCGGGUCCGAAGAAAAAGCAGCAAGCGAUGCCGACGUGGAGGGCGGCGGCGGCAACGACGAUGGCGGCAGCACCAACGAAGACAGCGACAGCGAGGAAUUUAGUCUUCAUAACCCUCGUCAGGGUCGGGUCCUCGGCAAGGUAGCAGGCGGAGCGGGUGCGGGCCGGUCGAGCGGAUCGAGCGGAUCUCGCAGCAGCUCCCCCGUCGAAGCGGGGGCGCAAAGGCUCAGACAGUUCCAACAAUCGCUGAAGCGUCACCGCGGCAGGAGCUACGACCAGUGGGCGGCGUACCUGCUCAAGGAGGCCUGCGGACUGCGGAAGAUCAGCGGGUACUCGAGGUCGUCAGAUACGACCGCCAUGGCUAAGGCGCUGACGCAGCUGGACGUGGUCAUGGAAAGGGACAGCCCGUACUUCGAUGAUUUGGAAGACAGGGCAACAGGCGGAACGGCACCCUCGAAGCCACCAGCCUCGGCGGCGGAGGCGCAGCGAGUUCCACAGCACCUCAUUGCGGCGCUACGUGCUGCAAUCAACGCCGGCGCCUCCCCCGCGCCGACGAAGAUGUACGACUGCGGCGACAAGUCGUACACGGCUGCCGCCAUCAUGGAGGCGAUGAAGGAGGAAGAUAGGCAGAAUGGGGCUGACAACAGCAGCAGCAUCGGACAACGGAGGAAGAGCAAGCACUGCGUACCUCGCUUCUGUGAGCUACUGAUGCACCAGCAGUUCAGGAAGAGGUUCUGCGAGAGUAGGACGCAGCUGAGCAGGAGGGAGCUCGACGCCAAGCAGACGGGGACGAAUCGGGAUAUUCAUCUCGAGCUGUGGGAGGCGUUCAAGGAUGAGAGUUUCGAGGUGCCCAGUUCCUUCGCAGACGACCACCACAUCGUUGGGGCCGGCAUCAACCCCAACACCGUACAUCAGCCGGACAUCACCUUUCAGAAGUUCACGACGAUGAGGACGGAGUUGUUCAAGGACCACGGGGAGAUGUACUCCAACUACAAAAAGUCCGGGAGCAAUGCAGAGAUGUACUCUUUUUGCAAGGAAAGCUUGGACACGUACUACUUUGGGCUGACUACGGAUAAGUGCCCUGACAUCCUGGCGGUCUGCGACCAGAUGCUCCCGGAUGGCACCGCGAGCGAGAACACGGGGGUGGAGAGGGCGGGAGACAAGAAGAGCGGCACCGACGGUGCUGCCGCGGACGCCGGUAAGCGGAAGGCCGCCAAGGUAGAGUCGAAGGAGAGGAACGCGGCCGUGAGCGGCCGGGAUAAGAAGCAGAAGAGGCAGGCGGAUAUGAUUGCGAGUACGGCGAAGGCCGCGAUGGAGACGAUGUUACCCACACUCGGGCUGGGCACGUCCUCCGGGCCCGCGUACACAGACGCUCCAACAUCAUAUUACGAGACCAAGGACGGGAUAGAAAGCAAGGCGGCGAAAACCGACCUACGCACCAAGCUCCGCAAAGAGCUCAAGGAAAUCAAGGAGGAUAUUCGGGUUGAGGAGGCGCGGGGGGAUGCCGCUAACAAGGAAGACCUAGAGCUGUUACGAAUGCAGCAUUCGUCCGUAAGGGCCCAGCUUUUUGAGUUGCUGUCGACACCCGGAGGUAGUGAGGAUUAGGGGAUGCGACCGUGCGCGGUAGGUAGCCGGUGCCCGCGUGGGUGCGUGGUGCGCGGGAGGACGGUAUCGGUUAGUGGGCGAGUAGCGCUACUCUGUUGCGGCUGUGCUGGUUCUUUGUGCUGUAUGACAUGUGACGGUGUACGUUUGGUCGGGUCUUGUGCCGGCCUCUUCGCUCACAUAUGCACUUUGAGUAUUCUUCGUUGGCUGUUUGUCAUUGAAUUGCAUUGUUAUUGUGUUUUGUUUCAGUUUUGGCCCCGGGGGCAGGGUAUUUGGCGUAAAUAUGCUCGCAACAUUUUUUUUUUCCUGGUCCGCCUAUUUCCAAUCCUUCCUUGGUGAAGCGUUUCGAUGCACAACAUCUAUCUCUCUCUCGGAGAAAAUGCGGGGUCUUUGUUGUGGCGCUUCACCAUCACUCUUCUUCAAUCGGUUGUAGCGAGUGUUUGCGUUACAGGAGUAAAGGGGUGUCGUUCCCCAUGUUGUUCUUGCUUUCGACUAGUAGAUAUGACGUGUCACGUUGUGCGGGACCCGCAUUUUGUUGUUGUUGUUUUUUUUUUUUUGGUCGUGUUUACCACUGUCGCGUGGUUGUUGGUCUGAUCACGUUCUGCGGCGGCUUGUUGCCAUUUUCCCAGCGUCAUCUGUUCACGUAGCGGGAGCUGCCUGCGACGGAGCUGCUGUCGUUUCAUAGUGUUCUGGGGCUGUUGAACCAUUUGGAGCUGCAGUACUCACCAAGGGGAGGGAAAUGUGGCUAUCUGUGUCUCCCGACGGGGUGCGUGCGUCCCAUUAUUUUGUGCUCUCUUUCUGUCAACAUGGUUGAUUCGGUGAUUCUUGUGUCUUUCACUGUGUCGGUACACCAAUGGUUGGCCGGUGAUUUUUUCCUCCCUUCGAAGUGCAUGUUCCGCUUAUUUGUGUUCUCUCAUCGUCUAUUUGACAUUGGUUGAUUCAGUGAUUCUCGUAUAUUUCACCGUCUCGAUUCCUACAUGCAGGUUGUUCGGUGUUUUUUUUUUGUCUUUCGUCUUAACGUCGUUGGUCCGACGCGAGGGUACAGGGUAUACCGCGCGAGGCGUGUUGGCCAUGGUUGGACGGCUAGCGAGGAUGGGGCGACGUACUAUGGUUGAGACUUCGGCAUGUAGUUUGCAUGUAGUUUUGUUCUUCUAGUUGUCUUUGCCUUAAACCCGUAAUAUUAAAGAGUACCAAAAUAAAAAAUAAGAAAAACCGGCGGCGGAGUGUUUUCUCUCUGCACGCCCGUUACUUGCGCACGUCUCACAACGACGCUUCAAGCAUACGAAUCCUGGAAGAUCGAAGGGUACACUAGUGGGGUUUGGCCCACGUUCAUUGCGUGGGAAAACGCUAUAAACCGACAACAUGAGAAGUACGCACAGCAGCAAACGAAAAACAGCAACACAACACACGCACGCCAUUUGAAUAACACACCCGAGAAACACGGCCGCCCACAGCCCGGUGCUUCGAAAGACAGGCGAAUACACACAGCCCCCUCAACCCCCCCAG